UUGACGUUAAUACGUCAAAAAAUUUUUUACCGUGUUCGAGUAAUAGGCUGGUUCUUAUUCUUACUGAAGUUGGGAGUAACCGAAGAAAAACGUCAAGUACCAAAGAUGUUGCAAAAAAUUUUGCAAUAUGAUAUUCAGGUCACCAAAAAGUUUGUUGAUGGUGCACUGCAACACACAGCUUUGAGGUCACUCCGCAAUCAUGCCAAGUUUCUGGAGGUGUCCUGCCAUGGGAUAGUGUGGCUUGCUGGCUGGCUUAGUUUUAUAUGGUUAUUUAAUAAUAAAGACCUGUAUCAACUACAAGUAAAUAUGUUAAUAGCUCUUAUAUUGGAUAUUGUUAUGGUAGCAGUUGUAAAAGCUUUCGUCCGAAGGCGAAGACCGGUACCUAUGAACAAGCUGUCAGCCCUCGGGCCUGACAAGUACUCGUUCCCGUCGGGGCACGCCAGCAGAUCCGUGCUAAUUGCCCUCACCCUCGUGUACUUGAGCCCCGUGUCGAUCAUAUUCUACCCGCCGCUCCUCGCGUGGGUGACGUCCGUGUGUCUGUCGAGGGUGCUGGCGGAGAGACAUUACUUCCUAGAUGUUAUCGCCGGCUGUGGCCUCGGAGUCCUAGAGGGGCUGCUAAUGGCCAUGAUUUGGUUAUCCCAGGGCACUUCUGCCAGUAUUUUGUCUUCUCUCUCCGAUGAAAAACUUGACGGAGGAGAAUAUCAUGUUUAAAACUAACUCUGGAAUGCAUUUUACCAAAGCAUCACUAACGAAAGCUACAUACCUGUGUCAUUUAAACCGAUUAUAGCUAACCAGUGUUUUUUUUUACUUGUUACUUUUAGUACAUAAUUUAACUUACUUACCUCGGUCUAAGCAAGUGAAUAGGCUAUUACUGAACCGGUGAGCUCUAUCUUAGGCCCGGUCUUCACUUUCCAUCAGGUGUGACUAGGGCCAAUCGCCGAUCAGUUUACAAUAACAAUAA
Messenger RNA from Cydia strobilella, 961 nucleotides. Its product is annotated as polyisoprenoid diphosphate/phosphate phosphohydrolase PLPP6. The transcript has 4 exons. The coding region runs from base 106 to 711 and encodes 201 amino acids. The record is from RefSeq and is a predicted model, not a curated record. Gene Ontology annotation, molecular function: sphingosine-1-phosphate phosphatase activity. NCBI's taxonomy places the organism in Eukaryota, Metazoa, Arthropoda, Insecta, Lepidoptera, Tortricidae.